GACGAAGCUGUCCGAGGCACAGAACAGGAGAAGACAAUGCCUCUGAAGGCUGCCUUCAAGUAUUAUCGAAAAGCCGUGUUUUGGUCUAUCACUAUCUCCAUGGCCACCAUCAUGGAGUCUUACGACAUGCAGCUCAUCAGCUCCUUCUACGCAUUUCCCCAGUUUAAUCGAAAGUACGGUAAACAAUUGCCAAACGGUACAUGGCAGGUCGAUGCAGACUGGCAGCUGGGUCUAAGUCUAGCAUCACUGAUCGGUCUCAUCUUUGGCGUGUUUGCCAGUGGAUACCUUGGUGAUCGCUACGGACCCCGAUAUGUUAUGAUUGCAGCGCAUUGCUUCCUGGCUGGAUUUGUCGCUAUAAUCUUUACAGCGCAGAGCGUUGAGAUACUGUUUGCAGGCGAGUUGUUAUGUGCGUGUACCUGGGGCCUCUUUGCUGCAGCAACACCGACAUACGCCGCUGAGAUCGUCCCUAUGGCACUAAGAGGAUACCUCACGACAUACGUCAAUCUUUGCUGGGUCAUCGGACGAAUCCUUGCGACCGGUGUCCUACGAGGCAUGCUACCGGUGCAGUCGGAGUGGUCUUUCAGAGUCCCGUUCGCGCUCCAGUGGAUGUGGCCACCAGUUUUGAUUUUUGCCACCUGGUUCUCACCAGAGAGCCCUUGGUGGCUCGUUCGCAAAGGGCGUAUCGAUGAAGCAAGGAAGACGCUGGACCGCCUGGUAAGCGCACCUUCUGGGAUAGUUAACAACGACCAUCGUCUUGCCAUGAUGCAGCAUACCAUUGCACUGGAGCGUAAAUUGAAGGUUGGUGGGUCUUUCCUGGACUGCUUCAAGGGCACGAAUCUGCGUCGGACGGAGAUUGCAAUGCUCUCUUGGGGCGGACAAAUACUUCCUGGCUUCAUCAUCCAGGGAUACACGACCUACUUCUUCACCCUCGCCGGACUUGCUCCAAGCGACUCUUUCAAUCUUACGAUGGGCGUCUUUGGUAUGGCUUUUGUUGGCACAUGCGCGUCGUGGUUCUUGCAGCCUCGGAUGGGGCGGCGCACCAUCUACAUUGCAGGUCUAGCCAUCAUGCUGCCGAUCAUGUGGAUUGUUGCUUUUCUCGAGUUCGCGCCAAACGCAGGCAGCAACUCCAGCAUCAAAUGGGCACAAUCAUCCAUAUUGAUGAUUUGGUUCUUCACCUACGGCAUAACGAUUGGUCCAAUUCCUUAUGCCAUCGCCGCUGAAGUCGGCGCAGUACAGUUGCGCUAUAAGACAAUCGCUCUUGGUCGUAACAUGUACUACUUCCUUUCCAUCAUCAACGUCGUUAUCUCGCCGUACAUGCUCAAUCCGAGCAACUGGGAUCUUAAGGGGAAGGCAGCGUUUCCUGCUGCUAUAUUGAACGUAUGUCUGUUGAUUUGGGCCUACUAUAGGCUACCAGAAACAAAGGGCAUGACACCGGAGACCCUAGAUCAUCUGUUUCACGAGAAGAUCAGCGCUCGGAAGUUCAAAGCAGAGGCAUCCAGGUUCCAAUAAAAUAUCAUGGAGCGCAGAGUCGCUUGAGUUCGAGAACAUUCAGGCGCGAGGAUAUGAAGUCCAUGUAACAGUCCAGUAGAUUGCAUUCAUCUGCGGUAUAUCAGUCCACAGCCAUGAGGUGAUUAGAACUAGAAAAGUAUUAUCAUUGCAUUCAUGAAUUGGUUCCCGUUAAUGACAAACCUGAGAGUGAGCAGACAGUCCCGGGUUGUACUUCCAAGAACCAUGGACGCGCUCGCCCUGGUUGUGCCUCUCGAGGAUUGAGUGGAUUGGUGCCACUGACAGCUGUCCGGGUCGCACUUGAUGAGUGGCAGUUGCGGUGGGGUGAUGAUUCCCUAAUCGUCGUUGAGAACUACACAAAUCAUGGUGCAUGGAAAAAGGCGACGAGUUUUGGUGAGCUUGGCUGUCGACUAUGUGGUAGAAUGGAUGGGAUUGAACCUUGC
Alternaria alternata is the source of this 1949-nucleotide messenger RNA. RefSeq names its product general substrate transporter. The record is from RefSeq and is a predicted model, not a curated record. The coding region runs from base 37 to 1509 and encodes 490 amino acids. Lineage: Eukaryota; Fungi; Ascomycota; Dothideomycetes; Pleosporales; Pleosporaceae. Gene Ontology annotation, biological process: carbohydrate transport; transmembrane transport. Gene Ontology annotation, cellular component: membrane. Gene Ontology annotation, molecular function: carbohydrate:proton symporter activity. The transcript has 4 exons.